Molecule: messenger RNA, 2880 nt
Organism: Hyaloscypha bicolor E
Lineage: Eukaryota; Fungi; Ascomycota; Leotiomycetes; Helotiales; Hyaloscyphaceae
Exons: 8
Coding region: 1-2880 (959 amino acids)
Biological process (GO): purine nucleobase catabolic process
Cellular component (GO): cytoplasm
Molecular function (GO): allantoinase activity
Source: RefSeq, a predicted model, not a curated record
AUGGCGGAGGGUAAUGACCCUCACCCAAAGUUUCACGACCCUCUCCUCUCCACCCAAUCAUCUCCUCACCAUGGCCGUCGGUAUCGUCCUAAAGCACCGAUUACUGUCGUCACCCUCAUCUUACUGGUACUGGGACUUCAAUUCAUAGUCCUCCCACGAUAUGUUUAUCAAAUCUCUCCGAGCGAGGUCAAAUUGUCACAAUUUCACCUCGAUCGUCUCGAGGCUAGGCUUCAAAAAUGUGCCGAGAUCACCACCCCACCGGUUCGAUAUCCCGUGACCAGCGCUGGAUCACGAAUCAAUCCAAGGUGGAACCCGUUCACCGGACAGAAUGAGACAGUUGUAUUUAAGAAUGUGAAGCUGUUCGAUGGGGAAACAGUUCUGGACAAGAAGGUUGAUAUCGUGUUCAAGAAGGGGAUCAUCGAAUCUGUGGACACAGCCGGAAAAUCAGUCACCUUUGACCGCCAUGCCAAAGUCCUUGAUUUGGAAGGGAAGUUUGUCACACCAGGUCUAGUUGACCUGCAUUCUCACCAUCUUGCUUUUGCUUGGCCUCUCCUCCGCGAUACCGACGAUUCAAAUGAAGUCAACCCUGAAAUGGGUCCAGUAACGCCCCAAGUCCGGAUCGUCGAUUCUAUCAAAGCCUAUGAUUUUGCAACCACCGUCAUUGCCUCUGGUGGUGUCACAACAUCCCUCAUUCUCCCCGGUUCGGCGAACAUCAUGGGUGGCGAAGCUGUGCUUGUCAAGAAUGCAUUGAGGUCUGGAGAAAAUUCAGAAGAAGUUGUGGAAGAGAUCCUGCUCGAGCACGGAAUUCCAGUCUCUCAAAGAAGAAGGUUCAUGAAAAUGGCCUGUGGUGAGAAUCCAAGACGAGUGUACAAGCACACUCGAAUGGGGAAUGCUUGGUACUUCAGGAAACACAUGGAGAGAGCCAAAGAGUUGAUGGGAAAGCAGGAUGCGUGGUGUCUCCAAGCUGAGGCUCUGAAAGAAGCUGGCAAUGUUGCUGCCAUUUCCAGCUUCAUGGAAUCCACAUUGAAGGAUGGCGGUGCUACUGAUUAUCUUGAAUACGAUUCGAGUAUUGGCAUGCUUCGUGGAAAGGUUGGGGUCAACAUUCAUUGCUACGAGACGGAAGACUUUUGGGACAUGAUUCAUCAUAGUAAGGAGUUUGGCUUCAGGAUUCAGGCUUUUCACCAUGCUUUGGAAGCCUGGAAAGUACCUGAGAUGAUCAAGGACAGUGGCGAUAACAUCACGAUUGCAACUUUUGCUGAAUUUGGUCUUUACAAGAAGGAAGCUUACGAAGCAAAUCUGUGGGCUGGCAAAAUCCUGGCCGAACACGGGGUGCCAGUGGCGUACAAAUCAGACCACGUUGAAUCAGAGACAAAUGCAAAAUAUCUACUUUACCAAGCCGCAACCGCUCAUUCUUUCCACCUCUCUGAAGAUCUAGCACUUCAAUCAGUAACCAGUGUGCCAGCUCGAUCUUUAGAGAUUGACCACAGAGUUGGGUAUGCGCGUGAGGGAUACGACGCCGACCUUGUUGUAUGGGAUUCUCAUCCCCUCUCUAUUGGAGCAACGGCUUUGAACGUCUUUAUCGAUGGAAAGGAUGUUUUAGAUGCCAAAAUGACUGAAGACAGUUUGUCAAAGGUCGCGUCUGGGGGUCCUCACGAAUUGAAGAGUCCGGACAUGCGACCCACCGUUGCGGCUGACAUCAAAGAAAAGAGCUGCAGCGCAAUUGAGAAAACUGGAGCCAAGAUUGCGAUCACUGGAAUUCAACGAUCUUAUCUGGAUGUUGGCUUGGGACCAACAGCGAAAUCUGGUAGUCUCACAUUGGUCGUUGACCAUGGCACGAUCACUUGCUUCGACUCUGAACCUCAAUGUGCUAGCGCAAGCACAGAAAGCACAACGAUCAGUCUUAAAAAUGGACAUGUUCUCCCUGGGCUCACCGCAGUCUCCGUUAGUCUCGGUCUCAUGGAGAUUUCAUCGGAUUCAUCAACUGGCGAUGGUGAAAUCAGGAAAGGGAGCUUAAAUCCGAACGAUACCGUUUAUGCCAAAUACGGGGUUCAUCUCAAUGGAAAAGCUUUUGCUAGAGCUAGAAUUGGAGGUGUCACUCGAGCUGUCACUGCACCUUUAUAUCAAGGAUUCGUCGACGGCGUGAGCACCGGUAUCAAGACGAGUGGGAAGAAGACAAUUCUGGAUGGUGGGAUAUUCCAAGACGAUGUGGCUUUGCAUUUUGCUAUCGGACAGGCGGCGAAAAGUGAAUCUUUAUCAACGAUCUCAUCUGAAAUCUCGAAGCUCCGCCAGAUCCUGUCCGAAAAUGCCGGUAAAGAUAACAUCUACGGCAAAGCAGCAGACGGCGCAUUUCCGCUUGUCGUUCAUGUCCAGAAUGAGUACGACAUAAUGCAACUCAUUAAGAUUAAGCAAGAGCUUCCGGUCAUCAAUCUGAUCCUCCUUGGGGGAGCCGGAGCCCCUCUCGUAGCAAAGGAGCUAGCUGCAGCAAACAUUUCUGUCAUUCUCACCGCAAAUCGAGGCGCUCAAGACACUUUCGAAAAGCUCAACUCGCUCCCGGGCCCACCACUCUCCAAGUCUCCCGCUGCUGUCCUUGAAGAAGCAGGGGUCUUAUUUGGCCUUGCGAUUAGUGGUGAGGGCGAUUCGCACCUCCACAAUCUCCCUCUCGAAGCCAGCUGGGCCGCCAAAUAUGCAGGUCUCUCUUCAAAGGAAGCCGUGAAUCUCGUCUCUCGGAACAUUGAGCAGAUUUUGGGACUCAAUGUCAAGGAAGAGAGUAGAGAUUUCGUAGUGUUUGAGGGAGAUCCGUUGCAGUUUGGAGCCAGUGUGGUGGUUGCUUUCGAUGGGCAGGAUGGCAGUGUGAGCUUAUGCUGGCCUGAAUCCAACUAA